ACAUUGCUGAAAUCAGAUGUUUUCAACCAUUUUCAAUUUUUGAUAAGGUUUUUGAUGGGUAAGUUUUGUUUUUUGUUUAAAUUACCCAAUGUGUAAUGUUCCCUUUUUGGAUCUUAAUUCCUCCUCUUUGUUUUUUUUUUUUUUGUAGGCCGACCGUCAGGUCCCUGUUACGCCACCGCCCUCUGCGGCUUCUGAUUUUGUUUACUCUACCUUGCCAUACCCAGACUCCCUGGUGGAUUGACAUCGGGUCUUUUUGCCCCUUAUGCCGUCAGCCGCGCCACACUCCUCCGACAAUCGAGCGGGAGUACUACCGUGAUUAUGACAGGUUCGUCUUCGAUUCCCGGUCCCCUGUUGUUCGGGACUCCCUCCCCGACUCCUGGAUUGAUUGUCACCACGAGUCCUGGGAGGAUCACGCGACCUGGAGGAUCUGUUCGAUCUGCCGUUGCCGCCUUGAUCAUCCACCCCACAUGAUGCGUCUCCGGGGGGCAAGGGCAAUUGGAUCCGUAUUCCCGGUCACAAGUGCUAUCCAGCGACGAGCGACGCCGACUUGGUAUAGAAAAGGAAAAUCUCGUCUGUUGGUUUUGUCGUCUGUAUCUCCUCCUCCCCAAACUCGACUCUCCUUGAGGGACACACCCGGUCCGAUAAAUUAUGUUUCGGUUAUUAUUCGUUUUUUUUUUGGUGGGCAAGUGCCCUUUUCUUUAUUUAUUUCUUUGUCACAUACAUCGAUUUUACGUCUCCCUUGGGCAAGCGAAACAGUACGAGCCUUCUCGAGUGGAGGAGUCUCGUCUCCGCUUUUCUUGCCUGCCGGUUUACAUAUUUUUACUAACUAUAUUCUUAUACGAGUAUUAAUAGUUCUAGAGUUAUAAUCUUUGUUUGGCUUAUUUUAUACCUCAAGCGAGUAAGCGACGCGCGAAUUGGAUGAGUGCGGAUGUUAUUUUGUUUAUCUUUGCCCGUCUCCUAGUCGCUCGAUUUACACAAAUUCUUAAGUAUAGUUUUAGCCUAAUAUGUCUUAAAACGUACAUUCCUCUUGAUUUAUCCUAAAGCUUUCCUUGCACAUAUAAUCGAAUAGUUCGUACUUCUACAUAGUUUUAGUCUUAAUUCCUAGCAAGUUAGAAGCAUCUUUGUCAUGUAAAUUUUACAACCUAAGUUAUUUGUAGAUGAAUUAAUUUACGUCAGCUAGUGUUAUCCUAUGUGUACCUAAGAUCUCUAUAACUAGUUUUUUUUU
Molecule: messenger RNA, 1225 nt
Organism: Nasonia vitripennis (jewel wasp)
Lineage: Eukaryota; Metazoa; Arthropoda; Insecta; Hymenoptera; Pteromalidae
Exons: 3
Coding region: 96-866 (256 amino acids)
Source: RefSeq, a predicted model, not a curated record